AUGGAUGGAAGGAGAUACCGGCUCCUCAGUGGACCUCCAGGGCCUGUUGGACCACCAGGGAGAACAGGGUGCGCUGGCAAAAGGGGCUAUAUUGGAUACAAGGGUGAUAAGGGUUCUCAAGGAGACCAAGGAGCAGAUGGGACAAGAGGCAUACCAGGACCUCCAGGUCCACCAGGACUCCCAGUCCUCUACCUUUGGAGGAACACAGAGGAGGAUUGGGCUGCAUUUAAGAGAACAUCUUUUUACCAGUUGCUGGCAGCUGGAUGGCCAAGACAGACAGGACACCCUGGACCAAUGGGUGAGACGGGGAGACCUGGUUUACCUGGGUUGCCUGGAGACCCAGGUCAGGCAGGACCACCAGGCCUAAGAGGCGAAAUGGGUGGCAUUGGACCAAGGGGUGUUCGAGGCAGAGCAGGGACUCAAGGAAGAGACGGAGAGAAAGGUCCAGAUGGGGUGACAGGAUCUCCAGGGGUUCCUGGCCUACAGGGUCCUCGUGGUUUCAAAGGUGACACAGCGCCCCCUGGUGAGAAAGGAGAUGAGGGUUUUCCUGGCGAUCCUGGCCUCAGAGGAGACAAAGGACAGACUGGCCUGAAGGGCUCAAAAGGAGAAAUUGGGUUUACUGGCUUUUCUGGUCCUCCAGGACCGGUUGGUUUACAAGGUGUUCAAGGGAUUCCUGGACCAUCUGGUCCUAAGGGGGAUCCGGGCAAUGAUGGAAAACGUGGUCCUCCAGGGACAGUGGGAGCACCAGGUGCUACAGGAUUGGUUGGUGCACAAGGUGUUAAUGGCUCUGAAGGCGACGCUGGACCUGCUGGCGCUGUGGGGCGGAAAGGCCCUCAGGGGCCAAGAGGGAUCGAGGGAGACAGAGGCCCACCUGGUGAUCCAGGAUCACAGGGUCUUCAAGGUCAGACUGGUCCACAGGGUCUCAAAGGUGACCUGGGGCCAGAGGGUCCAGCAGGUAACAGAGGGCUACAAGGCAUUGAAGGGCCCAUGGGUACAACUGGAGAUCCAGGUCCAAAAGGUUUUCCAGGUGUCACAGGCAGUAGGGGACCAGAUGGAGAGAAGGGUGACAGAGGACCCAAGGGGAAAAAAGGAACAAAAGGAGCAUCAGGGAUCAUGGGUCCACAGGGUGAAAGGGGCCAGUCAGGCCUCCCCGGUUUACCUGGUGUCAAAGGUCAGCCAGGUGCUCCAGGUGUCCAGGGUAUAAAUGGUGAAGUAGGUCCUCAGGGAACACUUGGAAAAGAGGGUCAAAAGGGCAGCAGGGGUGAACCUGGUGAUAAUGGAAGAACAGGACUCAGAGGAUCCAGAGGUCGAGCAGGCCAACAUGGUCCCCCUGGUGUACCUGGAAUAGUGAUUUAUUUGGUUCACGUUUUAUUGAAUUGA
Sinocyclocheilus grahami is the source of this 1380-nucleotide messenger RNA. Its product is annotated as collagen alpha-1(I) chain-like. Gene Ontology annotation, cellular component: extracellular matrix. The transcript has 24 exons. Bases 1 to 1380 code for a protein of 459 amino acids. The record is from RefSeq and is a predicted model, not a curated record. Lineage: Eukaryota; Metazoa; Chordata; Actinopteri; Cypriniformes; Cyprinidae.